AUGAGGGAACACGUGUCGGGGAUUGUAAUUGAGUUGCAGCACGAUCUUAUUACGGGUUAGAUGACCAACUACAAUCGAGAAAAAGAAUUUUCCAUCGGAUGUUUUGGACGUUUGAUCAAUGUGUGCGCGCAUUUCCCCACUGCAAACCAUUUGUGCAAGUAGAUGGAACCUGACUGUAUGGAAAAUACACACAUAUCCUACUUCUUGCCGUUGUUAAAGACGGCAACAGGAACGUGCUCCCGAUAGCAUUUGUCAUCGUCGAUAAGGAGAACAUGGAAUCGUGGGAGUUCUUCCUUACCAACCUGCGGAGGUAUGUUAUUAGCAACGAUAAUAUUUGCAUCAUCUCCGAUAGAGGGAAAGGAUUAAUUGCAGCCAUUAGGCGUUCCGGUGUACCAUGGAGAUCUGUUUACUGCAUUCGGCACAUCGCGACUAACUUCCAGCGAGAUUAUAAGAAUGCAGACUGGAAGAGACAAGUUGUGAGAAUGGUGCACGAGCUAGAGCCACACAUUUUUCGCCAAAGAAUGGCCCGACUUGAGAGUGACAUGGAGGGUCAAACCAACACAUCUUUCCAGCAGUGGUUGGGUACGAUGGAGCCGUGGCAAUGGGCUCAAAGUUUUGACGAGGGCUUUCGUUAUGGUCAAAUGACCACAAACUUGGUGGAGGGGAUCAAUGAUGUGUUAUUAAAAACACGGCAUCUUUCAAUUUCAUCAUCUUCUGGCUCGUUCUCUGAGUUGGCUACCUUGAUGCCAAGAAUGGGUCAGCAACAAGUGAACCAGAUGGAGGUGGGACACGUCUUUGUCGAAGAUGUUAGGGAUGCAAUGGUUGCAAACCGUCAGAUGGCAAGGUCGAUGACAGUAGAAGUAUAUUCACGACAUAAUGAAAUGUUUCGAGUUACAGAGACCAUCGGUCGUCGACCCGGUAUACCACCUAGGUCCUACGGAGUUGAUCUCCAAAACAGACGGUGCUACUGCAGGAGGUUUCAAACACUUCAUUAUCCAUGUGCACAUGUCGUGCCAGCUUGUGCUAAAGUUGGGCUCAAUGUAGAACAAUUUAUCGAUGAAGUGUACACCAUCGAACGCACGUUGCGUGUAUGGGAAAACGAGUUCCCCGUGCUUCCUGACCUAUCUACUUGGGAGGUACCUCCGACGACCUUCGAGCUUGUCCCAGACAAAAGGUUGCGUAGGAACCCAAAAGGUUGUUCGCAAUCAUCCAGAAUCCAUAACGAAAUGGACAUUAGGGAGAAAUCCGACUGGAAACUGUGUAACGUAUGCAGAUUAGCCGAUCAUAAUCGGAGUAAAUGCCCGCUCCGAAACUACCAUGUUGGACAAUCGUCUCAAUUGGGUAGAAAUUGA
Molecule: messenger RNA, 1352 nt
Organism: Gossypium raimondii (Peruvian cotton)
Lineage: Eukaryota; Viridiplantae; Streptophyta; Magnoliopsida; Malvales; Malvaceae
Exons: 2
Coding region: 273-1352 (359 amino acids)
Biological process (GO): DNA transposition
Molecular function (GO): transposase activity; zinc ion binding; DNA binding
Source: RefSeq, a predicted model, not a curated record